Molecule: messenger RNA, 1493 nt
Organism: Galdieria sulphuraria
Lineage: Eukaryota; Rhodophyta; Bangiophyceae; Galdieriales; Galdieriaceae
Product: transducin family protein / WD-40 repeat family protein
Exons: 4
Coding region: 8-1444 (478 amino acids)
Biological process (GO): rRNA processing
Cellular component (GO): Pwp2p-containing subcomplex of 90S preribosome; small-subunit processome
Molecular function (GO): protein binding
Source: RefSeq, a predicted model, not a curated record
AAGUGCAAUGGAACAACAAGGACUCAAGAUUACUGAACAAGACAAUAUCAAUGCCUUAUUCUUUGAAGACCGACGACCAACUCAAGACGAUGAACAACUAUUAGAAGAAAUUGUAUUUGGUAAAGAACCAAGUGAAGCAUACUUUCCUGAGGCAGGUUGGAAGUGGGAAGAAAGAGACGCGGCUCCUUCCGUGUGGCACGACGAUGAAGAACAAGAGAACAUUGUCCAUCUUGCUAGAGAUAAGAGACUGCGCAAGUUGAGAAGUAAUAUUGGAGAAGAUGUUGUAUCCACAAGACAAUAUGAACAAAAGUUGAGACGGCUGUUUGUGGAAAAGAAUCGUUUCGCACUUGAUUGGUGUCCUUCGGUAGAGAAUAGGGAGAACCAUUCCUCCUUCGAUAAUAAUAACCAAGAAGAAGAAAACAUUUGGAACGCGAAAUAUAACCAUUUAAGAGCAAUUGAUGGUACAUUAACCGUAGACAACGAUUCACGCAAUAGUCAGAGAAGAAAGCCUGACCGGAUAUCCUUACAGCGCGUAUCAGACGCCAAUCAAGAGGACCCUUGUUGCUCUACUAUUUUUGCUACUGAGUUUCAUCCAGGUGGGAGACUGCUUCUAGUUGGAGGUUUAGAUAAAAUAUUGCGACUAUUUUCAGUCGAUGGAAUGGUCAAUCCCAAAGUGGAAAGUAUUUAUUAUGCCAAUCUUCCUAUAAGAUGUGCACAUUUUAUACUCGAUGCCAGUCGCAUAUUGUCUGCUGGUAGACGUCGAUUUCUUUAUGAGUUUGAUAUGGUUUCUGGACAAUCCCAUCAAUUACUUCCCUUUCAAGAUCAUUAUGAACGUACUUUUGAGAAGUUUCAAGUAUCUUGGAAUGGAGACCGAUUGGCAUUUUUAGGAGACAAUGGCAAAAUUUUAUUAUUAGAUGCAAAUACCAAAGAAGAGUUGAGUUGUCUUUAUGCCAGUCCAGGAUUACACGAUGUUGCAUUUUCACCCAAUGAUGUGGAUAUAUUAUCAUGUGGAGAUAAUGGAAUGAUUCAUCAUUUUGACUUGAGAACUCAUCGUUGUGUAUCCAAAUGGAUAGAUGAAGGAGCCUCAUCACUUCAUUGUAUUCGUUUUAGUCCUUUGGGUAAUUACUUUGCUGUUGGUAAUGGCGAUGGUUUAGUACAUCUUUAUAGUGCUUUGAAUAGUUCUUUUUCUCUCAUCAAAGAGUUUUCUAACCUAACCACUUCCAUUCAAGAUGUAUGUUUUCAUCCAGAUAAUCAAUUGUUAGCUUUUGCAUCUAAUAUAGGAAAGAACAAAGUUCGUUUGGCAAAUAUUUCCACUCAAACAGUAUAUCGAAACUGGCCUCCACAAUGGCAACAUUUGAAUCAUAUACAAUGUAUGAGUAUGACGGAACCAUAUUUUGCUUUAGGCAAUGAUCAUGGAAGAGUUGUGUUGUACAGUUUACCUUAGCGCGCAUAUAUAUAUAUAUAUAUAUAUAUAUAUACUCUCAUCAUUUUCU